AUGUCGUCCGCAAGUGGUGAUGAAAGUGAGAUAUCUUUAAACGAACCCGGUAAGAUGAUAUUUUUGAAAGAAAUCGUAUUCAACAUGGUACAAUAUUGAUAUUUAUUUAUAUUUACAUACAAUUAGAUAAAACGAAACAAAAAUAUUAAUACACCCGGCAGCUGAGCAAAGACCUGCGAACCGCCAUUAAACGAAUGGCGUCUCGCACACGCAUCUAACGUAAAUAUUUCAUUCAAAUUUUGCAUUUUUUUUGUAUUUUCAUUUUUUUCAGUGCGACGCACGAGAUCCAGCCGUACACGUAAAACUACUAUAGUAGCUAAAAAAUCUCCUGUAAAGAAACUUCUAGCAAGAGCGACACGAUCUCCGAAAAAAGUGCAAGAAAUCGAAGAGGUCGAGGAAGAGGAGCCCAUAUUGCAAGAAGAGGUUGUAAUGGAAAGCAUUCCAGAAAAUGGAGUGCAGAGAUUUGGUGACAUUAUUGAACAACAUAGUGAGGAUGAUGCCCCUAUGUUACACUUGGAAUUGGAAGAUUCUGAUGAUACCACUAUUCAUGAAAUCAACAUGAAUCAAAGUGUACAAAUAGGAGUUCAAGAGACUGUACCUGAUUUGGAAACGUCCGCAUCUCAAAUUGAUCAUUCGAACACAGUAUCGGAUUGUAUGAUCAUAGAAGAAAGUAGUAUGGAUAAAGUUGAUAUGUUAAAUGAGCGUGAACAGAUGGAUAUGGAGGGACAGGAUAUUAGUAAUGAUGAAACGAACCAACGUGUAUUGAUAGAUUUUCAAGAAGUUAUGAAUGACGAUGGAGAAACAAUAACACAAGUAACAGAAAUCUUAGAAACAGAGGAAAUUGAAUCUGAAACUGUUAUAAAUGAAGGUACUGGAAUUGAAGUUAUGGAAGUAGAUUGUCAACAAGAAACAUCAGAAAUCAUAGAAAAUAUUACAGAAAAAAUUGUGCCUGAUUAUGAUAUGACAGAAAUGACGGAAAUGACAGAAACAACAGGUGACAUGGAAUUACCUGAAAAUGCUAUUAAAAAAACAGAACCUGAUACAGAGGCUGUAUCUGAAGAUGAGCUGCCUACUGAAGCUACAGCAAAGGAACCUGAAACAGAAGCAGUAUCUGAUGAAGAACUACCAGCAGCUGCUCCUGCAGAUUUAGGAGAAACUGAAUCAGUUUCUGAAGAUGAAUUACCACUAGAUAGUGAAAAGAAAAAGAAAAGUGGAACGAAGAUAAUGAAUAAAAUUCUGGAAAAGAAGAACAAAACAGAGGGAAUAAAUAAACGUAAGUUGAAUGCAGAAGGAGAGUAUGAUCCUAGCUCACCAACGUCUGAAAACAAUGACGAAACCCCGGCAAAAAAAGUUGCACUUUCAACGGAAGUAGAUCCAGGAGAUAGUAAGCAAGAAACUAAACCAGCAUCGCCAAAGAAAAAAACGUUACCAGAAUUGGAAAAAUAUUGGAAAGCCGUUAAUGAAGAUCCAUCGGAUUUCACGGGAUGGACAUAUCUUCUCCAAUACGUUGAUCAAGAAAAUGAUGCUGAGGCUGCACGUGAAGCUUAUACGAAAUUUUUGGAGCGUUAUCCAUAUUGCUAUGGUUACUGGAGAAAAUUUGCAGAUUACGAGAAGAAGAAGGGGAACCCCGAAAAUGUCCAAAGGGUAUUCGACCAAGGUCUGAAAGCUAUUUCACUCAGUGUCGAUCUUUGGCUUCAUUACAUUAACCACUGCAAAACCGUCUAUGAAAAAGAUGAAGAGAAACUUCGAGAACAAUAUGAAAGAGCUAUCCAGGCAUGUGGUCUUGAAUUCAGAUCUGAUCGUCUUUGGGAGAGCUAUAUAAAAUGGGAACUGGAAGGAAAACGUUUAAGCAAAGUAACAGCAUUAUAUGAUCGUCUAUUAUGUACUCCAACACUUGGUUAUAUUUCUCAUUUUGAUGCAUUUCAAGAGUUCGUUUCUUCAAAUUUACCCAAUCGUAUUUUAAAUGUUGACGAUUUUCUUGCAUUGCGUGCUGAAGUGAAAGCACUUCUGAAGUCGGAUGACAAUACUUCUACUUCAGCAGCAGAUGAUGCACCACCUGGCGAAGAACCACCGCCACAUGAACUUCCGCCAACUGAUGAAGAGACCCGUGCUAUUAGAGAAAAAAUUAUUAGUAGUAGACGUAAAAUGCAUAAAGCUAAUAUUAAUGCUGUUGCUGCAAGAUGGUCAUACGAGGAAGGCAUUAAGAGACCAUAUUUUCAUGUAAAGCCUCUAGAACGAUGUCAGUUAAAAAAUUGGAAAGAGUAUCUGGAUUUUGAAAUUGAACAAAAAGAUCAGAAUCGGAUAAUAAUCUUAUUUGAAAGAUGUUUAAUAGCCUGUGCUUUAUAUGAUGAAUUUUGGAUGAGAUUCGUUCGUUAUCUGGAAUCCUUAAAAGGUGAUAACGUGGAAAAAAUUAGAGAUGUGUAUACUAGAGCUUGUAUGGUACAUCACCCGAAGAAACCAAAUUUACAUCUACAGUGGGCAACAUUUGAAGAGGGUCAGGGAAAUUUUGAGAAGGCAGCAAAUAUAUUGGAAAAUAUUGAUAAUGUAAUACCGAAUAUGUUACAAGUGGCAUAUCGAAGAAUAAAUUUGGAACGUAGAAGAGCAGAUUUAGACAAAGCUUGUACAUUGUAUGAAAAUUAUAUUAGCAAUAGUAAAAAUAGAACUAUCGCAAAUAAUAUUGUAGUAAAAUAUGCACGAUUUUUAUGUAAAGUAAAGAACGAUGUGGAUAAAGCAAUCAAAAUAUUAUUGAAGGCAACAGAAAAAGAUAAAGAUAAUCCAAGGCUUUAUUUACAACUGAUUGAUCUAGGAAUGCAAAGAACACCUGUUGAUACUCAAGAAAUUGUAGGAUAUAUGGAUAUGUUUAUAGAACGAGAACACGCUGAUCUUGAACAAAGAGUACUUUUUGCGCAACGUAAAGUAGAAUUUCUUGAAGAUUUUAGUCCGGAUAUUCGACAAGUAUUGAAAGCUCAUGAACAAUUCCAAAAGUGUAUUAAGCAAGCAAAAGAACGGAAAAAGACAAAAAGUGAUGAUACUAAAACAGAUACUUCUCCUCCAAAGAAAGUUAAAACUGGAGAUCAGUCUAAUGUACCACCUCCGCCUUCUGUAAGUUCGCAGUCAUCGUAUCAGUAUAGUAGCGGUCCAAGUGGACCUUAUCAGUCACAGCAACAAUUUCAAAGUGGUCAGUAUGGUGGUCAAGGUGGAUAUCAACAGGGUUAUCAACAGUAUCCACCUCCUUCCGAUCCCAAUUAUGCUAAUUAUCAGAAUUGGCAAUAUGGACAAGGAGGACCACAAGCAUACGGACCGUAUAAUCAAUGGGGAUCUUAUAAUUAUUACUAG
This is a messenger RNA of Heterotrigona itama, 3336 nucleotides long. The record is from the annotation of a GenBank genome assembly. NCBI's taxonomy places the organism in Eukaryota, Metazoa, Arthropoda, Insecta, Hymenoptera, Apidae.